UGCUCCCGGCUGGCGGGAGGGCGCGGGUUGCGGCCUGGACUGUGAUCUUAAAAAGAUGGCUGGAGCUGGGGGGGAAGGCCACCCGGACCGCAGGGUGGCCGCCCGUGGUACGCCUGGGGCGCAGAGCCGGCCGGGACCUAGCAGCGCUGCAGAGCUUAGAUUUACAGUCAGAGAACUGGAGGGGCAGACGGACAGAAUCACCUCCAACCUUCACCCUUUAUGAAUAAUCCAAUUCGCGUGACUGUUGUGUGUGUAUGAUUUUAUUCCACUAGGCGUGAGGUAUUCUGAAAAAUUUCAAAAGCAGACAGUCGUGGUAAUUGUCUACUCCUCGACUGGUGCAGUUAUUUUUGUGAUACUGGUAUUGAACCUUGCGCAUGGUAGGCAGCACUUGCUCUUCCCCAACGCCGUCUACUCGUUCUGAAGUUUUUAUUUCAGUUAGUUGUGUUUUACUUUAGGAAUAAAUGGAGAUAAGUUUCUCACCAAGCCUUACUCCCAGAAAUCCUGAAACAACUUGGCAUCGUUUUCACUUUUGUCUAUUUUUGUGAAAGUACUUAAAUUUCCACCGAGAACAGGCAAUUCACUGGAGGGCAGGCUUUCGACUAUCACACUUAAAUUCUUAAAAUAUGUAGUAUUUACUUAUGAUAGUUUGUGUUAAUAAUGAUGGCUUAUUCCUUAGGUUCACUCCAUAAAGGAGUUAUUACUUGAGACACUUGUAAAUCUUUUGUAUAAGCUAUGAUGGCAUCUACUGGUGAUACGGAGAUCUGUAAGAACCAGGAGGGAGUUUUGAAAAUGAAGAUGGAAGAAGAAUGUAAGUAUACCACCAGACAAGAUUGGAGCCUACAAAAGAACACUUACAACAGAGAAGUCUUCCGAAAGUGCUUCCGACAGUUUUGCUACCAGGAAACAUCUGGACCCCGGGAGGCUUUGGGCCGACUCCGAGAACUUUGCUGUCAGUGGCUGAGACCCGAGACCCACACCAAAGAACAGAUCCUGGAGUUGCUGGUGCUGGAGCAGUUCUUGACCAUCCUGCCUAGGGAGCUGCAGGCCUGGGUGCAGGAGCAGAACCUGGAGAAUGGGGAGGAGGUAGUGACUGUGCUGGAGGAUUUAGAGAGAGAGCUUGAUGAACUAGGAUACCGGGCUUCAACACAAACUGAAGAACAGAAAAUAUUUUUGCAGGAGCUGAAGCCUUUAGGGGCAGAGCUAGAACCCAGUGCGUCCCUUGGACUUGUGAAAGCCAAGCUGGGGUGUGAACCUGCAGAAUGUGAAGCCCGAGAGGAGCAAGUUUCAGGUGUGGAGACUGGAAAUGAGUCCAGGAAUGGAACUCUGAAGCAAGACCUUUCGGAAGGAAUGGAAGCAGAACAGAAUACUUCAAGCAGAUUAGCAAAAGAUGCACUCCAGUGUGAAGAAACCCAUGGCCCUGGAGAGGAGCCUUCUGGAGCUCCCAGGAAGGACAACCGGCUUCUGCAUAAUAAAAAUGGGGCACAUUUGCCUGAGAUCUCAGAACACCGUGCUGAACACCAGAACAUCUGUCCAGGGAGGAAAUUGCAUCGAUGUGAUGACUGCGGAAAAUCUUUCAGUCAGCACUCACGCCUCGUAGAACAUAAAAGGGUCCACACUGGAGACCGGCCCUACAAAUGUGAGCAGUGUGGGAAAACUUUCCGAUGGAGGACUGUGCUCGCUCGACACAAGGUGGUCCACACUGGAGAGAAACCAUACAAGUGUAAUGAGUGUGGCAGGGCCUUUGGCCAGUGGUCAGCUCUCAACCAACAUCAGAGGCUUCACUCAGGAGAAAAGCACUACCACUGUACUGAGUGUGGCAAGGCCUUUUGCCAGAAAGCGGGCCUCUUUCACCAUCUCAAGAGCCACAAAAGGAACAGACCUUGUUAGUGUCUUCAGGGUAAUAAAAGUUUUAAUUGCCAUUCCACACUUACUCAGCACCAAGGAGUUCACACUGGUGCAAAACCCUGUGCAUGCAGUGAGUGUGGGAAAGCUUUUGUUUAUAACUCAUCUCUUGUUACCCAUCAGGAAAUGCACCACAAGGAAAAACCCUUCACUCAAAGUGGUCUUACUCAGCAUCAGAGAAACCACACCAGGGAGAAGCCUUACAUGUGUGAUAUCUGUGGGAAAGCUUUUGUUCAAAACUGAAGUCUUACAGAACAUGAGCAAAUUCCUACUGGAGAGAGAGCCUAUGAAUGUGCUGAGUGUGGGAAGGCCUUUACUCAGAGGUCAGUCCUCAUGAAACAUCAGGGAAUGCACGCUGGGCAGAAACCCCACAAAUGUGAUGAGUGCAAGAAUGCCUUUCCAGGAAGCACUAGCUUCAUUCAGCAUCAGGGAAUCCACACUGGGGAGAAUCCCUACAAAUGUGAUAAGUGUGGCAAGACCUUCAGACAGAGGUCAGGCCUUAGGAAGCACCAGAGAAUUCAUAAUAGAAGUGCUCCCUGUCAGGGUAAGGAGUGUGGGGAAUUGUUCAGGCAGAACUCCACUCAUCAUCAGACUACUCACAAAGGAGCAAAAACUAUUUCUGUGUGAGGACUGCAGGGAACCUAUCUCAGAGUGCAGGACGGCGAGAAAUACUAUAUUUAUAAUGCUCUGUGGCAACCCUUCAGCUGUUGUUACUGUAAGAAGACCAUAAAUAUUUGAUGAGCA
Messenger RNA from Peromyscus maniculatus bairdii (prairie deer mouse), 2646 nucleotides. RefSeq names its product zinc finger and SCAN domain containing 12 (gene Zscan12). Gene Ontology annotation, molecular function: DNA-binding transcription factor activity, RNA polymerase II-specific; RNA polymerase II cis-regulatory region sequence-specific DNA binding. Lineage: Eukaryota; Metazoa; Chordata; Mammalia; Rodentia; Cricetidae. Gene Ontology annotation, biological process: regulation of transcription by RNA polymerase II. The record is from RefSeq and is a predicted model, not a curated record.